AUGGCAUGGUGUGAUCUAACCAUAGAUCUCCUUUGUUGCAUCUCAUCGCACUUGUCCAUUGUAGACUUAGUUCGAUUAUCAGUUGUCUGCACCUCAUGGAAUUUCACUCUUCCUAACUAUGCACUCAUUGGAAUUCAAUGUCGUCCCUCCCCAUGGUUGCUCCUUUCCAAUGAUGUCAGAGAGACCUCCGACGAACUCACCUUCCGCGAACUUACCAUAGAAGAAGAAGAAGCUGCCGUCAGCUUCCGUCGUCGCUUCUCCUCCAUUGGUAGCCACAUCUAUGGCCGCCGCUGUUUUGGCUCCAAUAAUGGAUGGCUUGUGACCCUUGAUAAAAUUGAUCUACAGCCUCGCCUCUUCAACCCUGUCACAAAGGCUGAAAUAUCGCUCCCAUCACUCUUCACCUUGAUUGAGCUACAAUAUGCCCCUGAUGGCUCGAUGAAUGACAGCUUACGUGAUAUAUAUUUUCAUAAGAUCAUUGUAUCCUCUAACGACUCUUUUGGAACUGCUGUUGUUAUCUAUGGCUUUAAAAAAGAGCUUGCUUUGGCUAAGUUAGAAGCUCUGACUUGGGUUCUUGGGCCACAAUUAUCUCCUUACAGCACAGUAGAUGAUGAGCAAUUUGAGGAUGUUUGCUAUCAUGAAGAAAAUCAAUUAUUUUACGCAAUCACAAAUUUUUCUAUGGUGCUUUCUUUUGACCUCAAUGGACAAAAUGUUGAAUUGAUCUCCCCGAAUAUGCCCAAUUCAUUCUAUCACACCAGAAACUUCAAUUAUAUGUACUAUAUUACCUUUUUGUCGGGAACUCUUCUAAGAAUAGAGAGGGUGAUUAAUAUUACUCCUAAUAAUCCCUUUAAUGCUACAACGAUGACUAUCUUUGUUUCCAAGUUUGUGCCAGAUGUUGUUACUUCUUCUUCUUCUUCUUCUUACUCCCAAUGGAUCACCGUCAAUGAUCUGGGGGAAUACUCCUUUUUUGUGGGUUGUAAUCAAACAUUUUCUUUGCAUCACAAGGUUGCUAUCGGAAUUAAACCAAACUGCAUAUAUUUUGCUGAUCAUUCUAGCAACAUGUUGCUAAGUUUUGUUGAUUGUGAUAUUGGACUUUUUGAUCUUUACAAUGAUCGCAUUCAGUAUAUCCUUCCCCCAUAUUCACGGACUAAUUGGCCCCCAUCAAUCUGGUUUACACCAUCACUUUCAUAA
Dendrobium catenatum is the source of this 1188-nucleotide messenger RNA. RefSeq lists its product as uncharacterized. The transcript has a single exon. Gene Ontology annotation, molecular function: protein binding. The record is from RefSeq and is a predicted model, not a curated record. Lineage: Eukaryota; Viridiplantae; Streptophyta; Magnoliopsida; Asparagales; Orchidaceae. Bases 1 to 1188 code for a protein of 395 amino acids.